Messenger RNA from Daucus carota subsp. sativus, 2099 nucleotides. RefSeq lists its product as uncharacterized. The coding region runs from base 307 to 1944 and encodes 545 amino acids. NCBI's taxonomy places the organism in Eukaryota, Viridiplantae, Streptophyta, Magnoliopsida, Apiales, Apiaceae. The transcript is spliced from 3 exons. Gene Ontology annotation, biological process: transmembrane transport. The record is from RefSeq and is a predicted model, not a curated record. Gene Ontology annotation, molecular function: transmembrane transporter activity.
AUUUCUAAUCUGAAUCGAAAAUCUUGAUUAUGGAGUUGAGCUGUCCGCAAACGAAAGUGCAAAACAAAUGAUUGGAUGAUCGGUGAUACUUUAGUUUAAACCCUCAGCUGGACUGCCUUUCUUCCUGUCUCUAUGUAAAAUGAUCUGUCUUAGCUCAUUAGCUCUGCCCUCUGCCACAUUACAGACACCCAUGUCCACCUCUCCCACCGUAUUUGAUUAGUCUCUCUCUCUCUCUCUCUCUCUCUCCCUGUUUCAUCAUCUCUACCUCCUUAAUUCCUAAAAUUUUGUUCAACACAACAUAUUAGAAUGUUCAAAGAAGAGCCCACCACAAAUUCUUCGAUUUCCUCCGCCCCUUCAUCUUCCCCAACCCACCCUCUCCUCUCCAAACUCUACCAGUCUCCAAUCCCCACCCACCCUUCUUCACCUCAACCUGACCCAGAGCCCGACCCGACCCAUAUCACCUACAAUUACUCUCCUAGACCCAUAAAGGACCUACCUUUCCUCAUCCUCUUCACUCUCUUUGUACUCUCCACUUUUGCUUUAGGCAUCUUUGCCAUAAUUAAGCAUAAUCCCAACUCAUCUUAUGCCUCUUUCUAUAUAUAUGAUGAAGACACUUCUUCUUGCUACAAACCCACUCAAAUUAAUCACUCAGUUACCUUUUUAUCCAACUUUUUCUUGGAAAAAUCUCAUCUUUUGGAAAUCUUGAUUUGGACCCUUGUGAUCACUCUAGUUUUAAGUGUACCCUUUGGUUUUUCUCUACUUAUUUUGCUUAAACAUUAUACUAAAUAUAUUGUUUAUGGUUCACUUCCUUUUUUUGUUAUAGUGCCCAUUUUUCUUAAUGUGUAUUGGUUUGUUGCUUGUACUAUUAGUUCAUCUUGUAGUCAAUCGUUCGAUUUAGUUUAUCAAAUUCUGGUUUUGGUGUUCGUAUUCUUGGUAAUUGGGGUUGUUUUGUGGAUUUUUGUGGCAAAUUGGCAUAGAGUUGAGUUGACUGUGAAGAUAAUUAGGGUUGCCGCAAAUGCGUUAUCCAAGAAUAUGGGUUUGUUUGGGGUUCUUCCAGCUUUGACUUUUGGGUUUGUUGUGUAUCUUGUGCCAGUUGUGGUGUUUUUGGUGUUUGCUAAGUCCAAUGGGAAAAUUGUGCCACGAGGCAAGCAUGAAGAGUUCUAUUGUGCUUGGAAGCAAGAUGGAUGGGUACCGGCAUAUUAUGUGUUGGCUAUUUUUACAAUGUUAUGGUCUGCAGCUGCGAUGGUGGAAGCACAGGUGUAUGUGAUCAGUGGGACUAUUGCUCAGUGGUACUUCUCGAAGAAUGAUGCGAAUUUGAAAAGAAGUUUAAGGAGUUCUCUAAGGAAUGCAUUUGGCCCAUCCUUCGGCACAGUAUGCUUUUCGGGAUUAUUAAGUUUUUUUGUUCGUUUAGUUCGCUCUGCAGUGGACAAUGCAAAACAGGAUCUUCCUGGGAUUGUGAACGUUAUUCUUCGAUGUUGUGUCAACACUUUUAUGGUGGCAUUCGAUUUUCUAAACGAGUUCACUAUAAAUUUGGCCGCAAUAACUGGUGAAGCUUACUGCACUUCUGCAAGGAUGACAUAUGAGCUUCUAUGCCGUAAUCUUUUGUCAGCUGUCUUUGUGGAAACUGUAUCCACUCGUGUGUUGAGUGGUAUUAGUUUUGUCUUCGCAGCAAUAUAUGGGAUUCUGGUAUGUGCAAUACUAAAAGGGGCAAUUGGAAUUGGGAAUGACUCUUACUUCGUUGCUGCUAUGGCAUGGCUCCUAUUAUUGUUGGUACUCGGCUUCGUUGUUCAAGUCCUGGAUAAUGUAAUCGAAACAGUAUAUGUGUGCUAUGCAAUAGACAGGGACACGGGAAACGUUUGCAAGCAGGAAGUUCAUGACGUGUAUGUUCACCUCCCUAUCAGUAGAAACCAUAUAUCUCAUAGUGCCAGAACUUCACUUGCAUAAUGUAUAACCCUUUAUUUUGGAUUUCCAUGUAAUAUACCAUGUAGUUCAUGUCAAUCUGCACAUAUAACCUUUUAGCCUACCCAUCGCCAUAGCGAUUAACUCCUUCCUGUACAAGUGAUUUUUAAUUAAUAAAGAGUUUGGACAUAUAGUGUAAA